Scomber scombrus (Atlantic mackerel) is the source of this 3471-nucleotide messenger RNA. It is a transcript of the gene cdh24a, whose product is annotated as cadherin-24. Gene Ontology annotation, biological process: calcium-dependent cell-cell adhesion; homophilic cell-cell adhesion; cell-cell junction assembly. The transcript has 16 exons. Lineage: Eukaryota; Metazoa; Chordata; Actinopteri; Scombriformes; Scombridae. The coding region runs from base 1 to 3471 and encodes 1156 amino acids. Gene Ontology annotation, cellular component: catenin complex; plasma membrane; adherens junction. Gene Ontology annotation, molecular function: calcium ion binding; cadherin binding. The record is from RefSeq and is a predicted model, not a curated record.
AUGAUCAAGAAACAUCAACAUGAACCUCGGCAUCCUUUCCCACGUUGGAUCAUUUCAGCUCCGUUAAACCAGAGAAGCACCGGAGCAGAGCCGCAAACACACGAACUAUCAAGCAACACACAACACGUUUUACAUCAUCCAGAGAGGAGCUGGCUCUGGAACCAGUUCUUUGUGAUCGAGGAGUACAGAGGGCCGGAGCCCGUGCUCAUUGGACGGUUGCACACGGAUAUGGACAAAGGAGACGGCCGCACUAAGUACUUGUUGGAGGGAGAGGGGGUGGGCUCUGUGUUUGUCAUCGACAGCAACACAGGCAACAUACACGUGACCAAGUCUCUGGACCGCGAGGAGAAGGACCAGUACCGUCUCAUCGCAACGGCUACAGACUGUCAGACCGGCCGUGCCCUGGAGCCCUCCUCUGAGUUCAUCAUUAGAGUGCAGGACAUCAAUGACAACCCACCUGUCUUCCCCAAUGAACCCUAUGUUGCCAUGGUACCGGAGAUGGCCAACAUAGGCACGUCUAUAAUCCAAGUCACGGCCAGAGAUGCAGAUGAUCCAACAUAUGGAAACAGCGCCCGGCUGGUGUACGCCAUUACUCAGGGCCAGGACUAUUUCUCAGUGGAUCCUCAAACAGGCGUCCUGCGGACAGCAGUACCUGACAUGGACAGGGAGACUCAGGAUGAAUAUCUGGUCCUCCUUCAGGCCAAAGACAUGGGGGGACAUCUGGGCGGACUAUCAGGGACAACAACAGUCACUGUGAAGCUGAGUGAUGUCAACGACAACCCCCCUCACUUCAGAAGGAGUGCGUGGUCGUUCUCUGUAUCGGAGCUAGCGGCUCCAGGUGUGGAGGUGGGCCGUCUCACUGCCACCGAUCCUGAUCUGGGAGAGAACGCACAGCUGGAGUUUACUAUCCUGGAUGCUGAAGAGGCUGAAAUAUUCAAUAUAACGGGAAGAGACCGGGAGGCUGUCAUUGCGCUGAACAAGCUGCUGGAUUAUGAGACCCGCAGCUCGUACUCUUUCAUUGUGGAAGUUGCCAACCCCGUGGUGGAUGCUCGCUACUUAAGGAAAGGUCCCUUUAAGGACCAAGCAACAGUUCGGGUAAUGGUCCUUAAUGCUGAUGAGCCGCCACGAUUCUCCCAGGCUCGCUACCAUCUGGAUGUAUCUGAGAACUGCCCCCCUGUCUGCUCUGUUGGCCGGGUCUACGCUGUGGACCCAGACACAGGACAAACCACCAACAUCAGGUACUCCAUCGAUCCCCAGUCAGACCCCGAGGCUCUGUUCCGCAUCGCCUCUGACACCGGCUUCAUCAGCACAGUGAUGGAGCUGGACCGUGAGCAGGAGCAGUGGCACAAUAUCACUGUCAUUGCCACACAGAGGGGUAUGUCAUCCCCCUCUGCCCUCUGGAAUUUAAGUGAUCAUUUCAACAUUGGUUUGCCUUUUCUUUCAGACAAUCCAAAUCUUGUGUCAAGGGUUGUGGUUGCCAUAGAGACACUGGACCAGAAUGACAAUGCACCAGAGUUGGACAGGCAGUAUGCAACGUCUGUAUGUGACUCCAGUGCUCCCGGUCAGGUUGUUCAGGUUUUGAGAGCUGUCGACAGGGAUCAAGGAGGGCAAGACACCCCCGUCCACUUCAGCAUCCCUCCGGAGUCCAGCUCCGCUCUCAACCUCACCAUCAGGGAUACCGGAGGUGUGACAGCCAGCCUGGUGCUACAAUCAGUCUUGGAGCCCCUUCCUGGCUUCUCCUCAUCCUUACUCACCCUCUAUGUGCCAGUUGUGCUGCGCGACGGAGCCUCCGGUCUUACCAACACUGGCACGGUCACUGUGACCAUUUGUCCCUGUCUGCGGGGGGGUAUGCAGACAGAGGAUAGGGGGAGACAGAGGGACCAAAGAUGGGAGAGACACAUGGUUUGUCUGCCCAUGCCGUCCGCCUCUCCAUCUCUCAUAUUCAGUUUAGUCACCUUACUGGCCAUGCUGGCUUGUGUCACCACUCUGCUGGUGGUGUGUGCACUCUCGCUGUCAUUGCGCCAUCAGAAGCGCGACUCCCACUCACCCUUCGAGGAGGAUGAUGUCAGGGAGAACAUCAUAUCCUAUGAUGACGAGGGGGGAGGGGAAGCAGACACCGCAGCUUUUGACAUUACAGCGCUGCAGAGCAUGCACAGAAUACAGCACAUGCACAACAACAGAAACAUAUGGUACACCCAGCAGAAUCUGCCGAGGGCCAGAACGUACAGCUGGAGUCGUAACCCGCGCCCCGGCCUGGACCCUCAUCAGCGUCCAGGCUCCGCUCCGCUCUACGGACGCCUCUGCUAUGGCAUCCACACACUGCCUGUUCUCAGAGAUUACCCAGUCGGGCCUCUGGAGGCAGGUUUGCAACUAACUCAGCUGACCCAUGGGCUCACCGGAGGUCAUAUAGCCAAUUCCCUUGUCAUCCAGAACCAGAGCACCUUUGAGCCUCUGCUGCAAUCUCCCGAGAUGAGCCCUGCUAGUUACGAAGCAGAUCACAUGCUGGCAAAGAGCAACAUUACAGAGAGAAAUGAAGGCAGUGAAGCAAACGCUGCUGACACAAAACAGAACGAAGACCAGGACAAGAUAAACUCGCCAGAAUCAGAGUCGACACCAGCCAACAACUCUGCAGAUCUGACCUACUGUGACCCCAAUGAGUCUUCGUGCCAAAGUCACACCAGCUCCUCAUCAAACCAGCAAGAGGGGCGUCCAGGGUCAUCGCAGACUCAAAUCAGCACUGGAGCCACCAGCUGUACAGUGGAUGAUUUUGAUACUGAUUCCUCUAUUCCUUCCGUCUCAGAGCGAAAUUACUCAAACGUCAGUCAAAUCAGCUCCGCUACCCCUCCUGCUCACCUGAAGGGAGACACAUACAGUAUUGUGGGCUCGCUGAAUCCAAAUAGCAGAGGGAUAUGUAUGAACGGGACUAGCAGCAGUGGUUUGUAUCCAGCGGGGACGCAGCUACUGAACAUGUGCAGACUCCAGAGAAAGGAUUUGACCCCACAGCCUUUGCCCUUACCCGGGGGGAUGUAUGGUAACAACAGAGGCUGGGGGUGCGGGGUCAAGCCUGCGAGAACAGAAGCCGCCAACCCGCAGCCUGUCCGAAUGGAAGACCUCCUGAAUUUCCGUCUGGACCAGGUCACCUUUGACCUGUCCCAGCCGCCCUAUGACUCACUGCAGACUUACGAGUUUGAGGGCCGUGACUCAAGGGCUGAGUCACUGAGCUCGCUGGAGAGCGACGCGGAGAAGGACGAGGGCAGAGUGGUGGGAGGGAUGGAGGAGUUAAACCAGAAGUUUCAGAGGCUGGUGGAGAUCAUCAGGGAGAGGGAGACGGAGAAGGAGAAGGAGAAAGAGCAGGAGCAGGAGCAGGAGGAGAAACCAGCGGAGGGAGGAGAGACUGCAGAGGCAACUCUCAGUGAGACUCAUAAACAAACAGAGGAGAAAGAAAAAGAACAGCAGAGAUGGGAUUUCUAG